This is a messenger RNA of Tripterygium wilfordii, 1059 nucleotides long. RefSeq lists its product as uncharacterized. Bases 1 to 1059 code for a protein of 352 amino acids. The record is from RefSeq and is a predicted model, not a curated record. Gene Ontology annotation, molecular function: zinc ion binding; nucleic acid binding. Lineage: Eukaryota; Viridiplantae; Streptophyta; Magnoliopsida; Celastrales; Celastraceae. The transcript is spliced from 2 exons.
AUGAAGACACUUUCUGAACCUGCAUGGAAGUGGCUGGAUGAUAGGGCUGACAAGUUGUGGAGUAGAGCUAAGAUUAGGACUACUUGUAAGAAUGAUAUGUUGCUUAACAACAUUUCAGAGAGCUAUAAUGGUAGCAUUCUAAAACAUAGAGGAAAACCUAUUAUUACAUUUCUAGAAGAAUUGUGGAAGGAUGCAAUGAAGAGAAUUGUAAAGUUGAGAAAGGAUAUGUUGGAUUCUAAUUCCAACAGCCCACUGGUGCCAAAUGUUGCAAAGAGGAUUGUGAAACUAGUGGAUCUUAGUGGGAGAUGGGAAGUUAUCUGGAGUGGGGAUAAUGCACAUUCACUUUUUGAGGUAACCUGCAGACCAGAGAAGUAUGUUGUGCACAUAGUGGAAAGAACAUGUAGUUGCAGGGUUUGGGAUCUCACAGGGAUACCUUGCUGCCAUGCAAUUGCAGCUCUAAGAUACAUUGGACAUCCUAUUGUUGAAUAUGUAAGUCAUUAUUACACAAAAGAAACAUACUUGAGAGGGUAUAGCCACUUUGUUCAUCCUCUUAAUGGUAUGAAUAUGUAUCCCAAUACUCAUGCUGAAGCUGUGCUUCCACCACCGCCAAGGAAAAAAAUGGGUAGGCCGCAAGUAAAAAGGAGAAGGGAAGCUGGGGAGAGUCAAGAUCCAUCGAGGUUGAGGAGGGCUUAUCCUGUGAUUAAAUGUGGCAAAUGUGGACAACCAGGGCAUAAUAGGAGAGGUUGUAGAUCUGAUGGUGCAGCAAGGAUGGUAGGAGGAAAUCCUAAUAUGGCUGGUACCUCUACAGCUGCAAGUACAAGGCCUGUUAGAAGUGGUGUUAGAGGUGGCUCCUCAAGAGGAGGUGGUGUUAGAAGAGGUGGAUCAAGAGGAGGUGGUGUGCCCAGAAGAGGUGGGAUACGAAGGAGGGGUGUUGUGCCAAUGAGAGUAGGAUCCAACUUAACAAGUGAUACUGUUGGUGCUGCAACAUCAUCAACUAGAGUUGCCUCAAUCCUACAAGCAUCUCAAGAAUCCGUUUGCACAAAUGGUGAUAGAAAUUAA